Molecule: messenger RNA, 2792 nt
Organism: Talaromyces stipitatus ATCC 10500
Lineage: Eukaryota; Fungi; Ascomycota; Eurotiomycetes; Eurotiales; Trichocomaceae
Product: ABC iron exporter Atm1, putative
Exons: 7
Coding region: 295-2478 (727 amino acids)
Biological process (GO): intracellular iron ion homeostasis; transmembrane transport
Cellular component (GO): mitochondrial inner membrane
Molecular function (GO): ABC-type transporter activity; ATP binding; ATP hydrolysis activity
Source: RefSeq, a predicted model, not a curated record
UUCGAUCUAGAAGUUAGAACAACCACUUUUUCGCUAUUUUUCCCUACUUAUUGUUCAGUUUCUUUUUUUUUUUAAAAAUCGAAAUCACAAUAACUCUUUGGAAUAUGGUCACUGCCGACAAACUUGACACUUCCUGCAAUAACCUCAGCAUCCUCUAAUCGCCGAAUGCGGAGUACGUAAUAUGCCACUGGCGCCUGUAAUUGCGCAAUCGCGAACCGCUACCUCCGGAGACAUUCAAGGAUUCUUUCUCAGAUUCUAAAGUCGGAAAGACAUCAAGUUGGACUGACCAACACGAUGUUCGCUAGAGCCGUCAGGUCGUCUUGCGCGCGACUGCCGCAGCGAUCGCAAGGCCUUUAUGGAGUCGCUCGCGUGAACAGUCAAAACCAACUGCGAAUCUUAACUACGAGUCGCUCGCUACGAGAUAACCAGAAAACCACAGCUAGUUCUUCGUUGCAAUCGAAGACAACUGAAAUAGCUCCUCAGAUUACGAAAAAGGACGAUGCGCCAGGCGUACAGAAAUUGCUCGCGGAGACCAAAUCAACUCCGAAAAAGAAGUCGGAAGAUAUUCUCAACACAAGCGCAGCUACAAACAAAGAACAGCGAAAGGCAGACUGGGCCAUUAUGAAGGAUUUGGCAAAGUACUUGUGGCCGAAGGGUGAUUGGGGAACUAAGUUGCGAGUUGGGACAGCUCUCACACUGUUGAUUGGAGCAAAGGUUCUCAACGUCGAAGUUCCUUUCUAUUUCAAAAAUAUUGUCGACUCGAUGAACAUCGAUUUCGCAGCUGUGGGUGGCACGGCAUGGACAGUGGCAGGGUCAAUGAUAAUAGCCUAUGGAGUUACGAGAAUUGGCGCCACGGUAUUUCAAGAAUUGAGAAACGCUGUAUUUGCAAGUGUUGCGCAGAAAGCGAUUCGAAAAGUUGCGGGCAAUGUUUUCGAUCACCUUCUACGACUAGACCUGAACUUUCACUUGAGCCGACAAACUGGUGGUCUCACAAGAGCAAUCGAUCGCGGAACCAAGGGUAUCAGUUUCUUAUUGACGUCUAUGGUGUUCCAUGUCUUUCCCACUGCAUUGGAGAUUUCGAUGGUUUGUGGUAUUUUGACAUAUCAAUACGGAUUUCGGUUCGCAGCAAUCACAGCAGCCACUAUGGUUGCAUACACUGCGUUCACAAUUACAACCACAGCGUGGCGAACAAAGUUCAGAAGACAGGCUAAUGCUGCAGAUAACAAAGGAGCUACAGUUGCUGUCGAUUCAUUGAUCAACUACGAAGCCGUUAAAUACUUCAAUAACGAAGCGUACGAAGUGUCACGUUAUGAUAAAGCUCUCAAGGCAUACGAAGAUGCAUCUAUAAAGGUGACUACGUCUCUGGCAUUCUUGAACUCGGGACAAAACAUGAUAUUUUCCAGCGCCCUAGCUGCCAUGAUGUACUUGGCAGCGGAUGGAGUGGCAACAGGACAAUUGACAGUAGGAGACUUGGUGAUGGUCAAUCAAUUAGUCUUCCAGUUAUCAGUUCCGUUAAAUUUCCUGGGUUCCGUCUAUCGUGAAUUGAGACAGUCUUUACUUGAUAUGGAGACCUUAUUCAACCUUCAGAAGGUCAACGUCACUGUUAAGGAGCGACCAGAUGCCAAAGUCUUGGACUUGUCCCGAGGAGGUGAAAUUCGAUUUGAAAAUGUGACCUUUGGAUAUCAUCCAGACCGACCCAUUCUCAAGAAUGCGACUUUCACGAUUCCUGCUGGGGCAAAAUUUGCAGUCGUCGGACCCAGUGGCUGCGGAAAGUCCACAAUCCUCAGGUUGUUGUUCCGCUUUUACGAUGUUCAAGAAGGCCGGAUUUUGAUUGACGGCCAGGACGUGCGUGAUGUGACGUUGGAGAGUCUACGGAAAUCCAUUGGUGUUGUGCCGCAAGAUAUGCCUCUCUUCAACGACACAAUUGAGCACAAUAUCCGGUAUGGCCGGAUAGAUGCUACCAGCGAAGAAGUCCAGAAAGCUGCCCAGAGAGCGCACGUCCACGAACUCAUUCAAAGGUUGCCGGACGGAUAUAAAACAGCUGUGGGUGAGCGAGGAAUGAUGAUUUCUGGAGGGGAAAAACAACGGUUGGCGGUGUCGCGGCUGAUUCUAAAAGACCCGCCACUGCUCUUCUUUGACGAAGCGACUUCAGCUUUGGAUACAUAUACCGAGCAGGCCCUUCUCCAAAAUAUCAAUAGUAUCAUCAAAGAAAAGGCACGGACAAGUGUGUUUGUUGCGCACCGGCUGCGGACUAUCUAUGAUAGCGAUCAGAUUCUUGUCCUCAAGGAUGGCCGAGUGGCUGAGAGUGGCACACAUGCGGAAUUGCUUGAAUUGAAGGGUGUCUAUGCAGAGUUGUGGCAUGCCCAAGAAUUGUCUCUUGCCCAGGAUGCAGAUCUCGAGAAGAACCUCGAAAUCGAUCCCGAGUUUGACCUAGCCGAAAAUGUGACCAAAACAGAUCAGCCACAGUCGAAAAAGUGAUAUAGAUGAAUACGUUGUACAUAUAGAUCUGUAUAUAGAGCAAAAGUGGGAUUUUUAGCGGUGUCGCAGAUCGGCUGUUAGGGCUUUUCAGCACGUGAUCAGAUUCCGGAUGUUGAUGUGUUAACUAACUAACGUAAUCCACAAGCGAACCACCACUUUUUCCCGAACGCGUACAAAAUAUUGAUCUCAAAUCUCAAUUUCUAACCACAUACAAAUUAUAUACAAAAGAAUUAACUCCUAGUACGAUUAGGACAUCCGGUUAUUUUAUGUCCUUCAAUACCGCAACCACUGCAGCGAAAUUGACGUCGUACAGG